Austrofundulus limnaeus is the source of this 1553-nucleotide messenger RNA. It is a transcript of the gene uchl1, whose product is annotated as ubiquitin carboxyl-terminal esterase L1 (ubiquitin thiolesterase). The record is from RefSeq and is a predicted model, not a curated record. Gene Ontology annotation, cellular component: cytoplasm. The coding region runs from base 131 to 790 and encodes 219 amino acids. The transcript has 9 exons. Gene Ontology annotation, biological process: protein deubiquitination; ubiquitin-dependent protein catabolic process. Lineage: Eukaryota; Metazoa; Chordata; Actinopteri; Cyprinodontiformes; Rivulidae. Gene Ontology annotation, molecular function: cysteine-type deubiquitinase activity.
GAAUAAAGUGCAGCUGCGUCGCGUGCGUCGACCGACACAACUCCUAAAAUCCAAAGCUGUCUUGUACGUGCUUAUCCUGCAAAGUCUUUUCCGAACUUAGCAAGAAAAAAAAAAGAGCAAAUAAUCAAAAAUGGAGUGGACUCCGAUGGAAAUCAACCCCGAGAUGCUGAACAAGAUGACGAGCAAGCUUGGCGUGGGUGGCUGGCGCUGUGUUGACUUGCUGGGGUUGGAGGAUGAUCAGCUCUCUGCUGUACCCAAACCGUGUUGUGCCUUGAUGCUUCUCUUCCCCCUCACUCAACAGCAUGAGUCUUUCAGAGCUCAGCAGGCAGACAAGGUUUCAGGAGGCUCUGAUGUUUACUUCCUGAAGCAGACUGCAGCCAAUUCUUGUGGCACCAUCGCCCUGGUGCACGCCGUGGCCAACAAUAAGGAUAAACUGUCUUUUGAUGGUGACUCUGUCUUGAAUGCCUUUUUGAAAGAGACUGCCAACAUGUCUGCUGACGAUCGUGCUAAAUGUCUGGAGAACAACGAGGCGAUCUGUGAGGCUCACAAUGAAGUUGCAAAGGAAGGAGAGUGCCGGCCUGAACCUGACAAAGUCAACUUUCACUUCAUUGCCUUUGUCAAUGUAAAUGGACAACUUUAUGAAUUUGAUGGAAAAAUGAAUGGACCAGUGAACCAUGGAGCGACCAAAGAGGAGUCCUUUGUUGCUGAUGCAGCCAAAGUGUGCCGUGGAUUCAUGGAACGAGAGAAAGAUGAAGUCCGUUUCUCUGCGGUGGCUUUUUGUCAGUGUUAAAUAUUUGCCAGAUGUCUAAAUCAGUUAAUUGUAAACCACAAUGUUCUGAAACGUUUUAAACUCAUAGAAAAUCGAUCUAUGUGCACAUCCAAAUGCUGGCACUAUGCACUAUAAAAGAUUUCACCUCCAACACAGUUGUCUUUAACUUGAGCUCAUAAAAAAAUAAAAUCCAAACCAUUUUGUUUUGCUGACACUUAAACACUGUUUCAUGUGAUUUCACCGUUCUGCUGUGAAAACAUUACUGUCUUACAUUAUUUGAACAUGUGUCACUCAGACUGCUGUAAUACCUUUUGUGCCAACAAAUGAGAAACAUAAGUUAAAAGUUGUUUCUCUGCAUGCCUUCAGCUGCUUUGUUUUUGGGUUCAUUACAACUGGAUGUUCUCCAAAGAAUCCAAAGAUUUUAUUUUAUUUUAUUUUUUUGUAGGGUAAGUUGUAUUUAAUUUGCUUUAAUGUUCUGAGUGGGUUUUCUUGGGUGAUACUUUAUAUUUUUCUGUGAAAACUUGACUUUUCUUUGCAUUGUUCAAUGUUUUUUUUUUUUCCAGGUAAAAAGCACUUUAUUUGGGACUUUCAUUUAAAUUGUCGAUAAAACAGGCAAGCACAGAAUCUGUAAAACAUGUUUCAUCUGAAGUGCUUUUGUAUGUUGGAUUGUUGGCUAUCUGCUACAUCUGUGUUCAAACUGUUUACCUUUUUUGCACUUUGCUAAUCCUGUGUUGCUGGAGCACAGUAAUGGGGGAUUUAAAUAAAGCAAAUAUUAAAUGUUCAA